Ananas comosus (pineapple) is the source of this 393-nucleotide messenger RNA. RefSeq lists its product as uncharacterized. Lineage: Eukaryota; Viridiplantae; Streptophyta; Magnoliopsida; Poales; Bromeliaceae. The coding region runs from base 1 to 393 and encodes 130 amino acids. The transcript has a single exon. The record is from RefSeq and is a predicted model, not a curated record.
AUGAAUGAAAAGUGCAAACUCACGCCCGGCGCCCACCGUAAGCCGCCGUCCCCGCGUCACGCCGUGGUGAGGCAGGCGGGCCCCCCCCACCAGGCUCGGAUCCCGUCGCGCCCGCGCGCCUCUUCUUGGCUCUCGUCGCCGCCGCCCCCACCCCACCUCCCCUCCUCAGCCUCCGCCUCCGCCUCGGGAUCCGUGGCGGCGUCGUCAUCCGCUCGGGAUCCGCGUCGUCGUCGGCGACGAGGUCAAUAUGAGCGUCCGUCGGCGGCGGGAGGCGCGGAGGAUGUCGGGGGGCCGUUCGAUCCGACCUCCGUGAUCACGACCCUCCCUCCCCCCUCGUCGCCCGCAGGAACCUCCUCCUCCCCCGCCACCACGUAUCGGCGGCGGAAACCCUAA